Molecule: messenger RNA, 2450 nt
Organism: Schizophyllum commune H4-8
Lineage: Eukaryota; Fungi; Basidiomycota; Agaricomycetes; Agaricales; Schizophyllaceae
Product: glycoside hydrolase family 5 protein
Exons: 6
Coding region: 160-2235 (691 amino acids)
Biological process (GO): glucan catabolic process
Cellular component (GO): extracellular region; cell surface
Molecular function (GO): beta-glucosidase activity
Source: RefSeq, a predicted model, not a curated record
CGCCUUGGCUAGGGGCGAGAGAUCAGAACACGAUGCCGGGCUAUAUUGCUUCAGGUUGAAGGGAGCAGGCUUCCCGCUUCCUGCCUGCUCCCCCCAUCAUCGCCCUUGCGAGGUGCUAGCCUGCGCUAUACACGAUCGCCCGCAGGCGCAAGGAACACUAUGUCCUCCCCGAGCGACCCCGCACUUGACCCCCCGCGUCCCUUCCUCGACACACCCCGCGAUUCGGCGUAUGGCGACGCGUCCGUGAGGUCCUCAUAUGUGGAGAAGCCGCUCGUGGAUUCAUCCGCGAGAGAGGAAGGCGAAGCGACGCGCGCAAGCACCCCGUCUUCCAACAAGCGGAAGCUCUGCUGGGCGCUUGGAGGCUUGGCCGCGCUCGCCGUGAUCCUCUUGGCUAUCCUCCUACCCCUCCACUUCACUGGUCACCUGGGCUCGAAGGACAGCGCGAAGGGGAACACCUCGACCUCCUCUCCAAGUUCCGGCGACGUGCCUGAGGAUGCGGAUCCGGCAUCACCGGAGGCGCUCACGAGCGGCGCGAACGGCACGAUGCUGAAGCUUGACAGCGGCGAGGACUGCCAGUACAUCAACCCCUUUGGCGGCUACUGGGCGUUUGAUCCCAAGGACCCGUACGGGAGCUACGGCAAAGCGAAUGAAUGGACACCAGCGCUUAACGAGUCGUGGACCUGGGGCCAGGACAGAGUGUUUGGCGUGAACCUCGGCGGACUGUUCGUGCUCGAGCCCUUCAUCGUCCCGGCGCUCUUCCAGAAGUACGAGGGCGCCAAGGACGAGUGGACGCUGUACACGCUCAUGCGCGAGAAAGGCACCCUCGAGGAGGAGAUGGAGAACCACUACAAUACAUUUAUCACUGAGAAGGACAUUAUUGACAUCGCGGCGGCCGGGCUAAACUUCAUACGGCUGCCCAUUCCUUUCUGGGCUAUUCAAGGCAGCGUUUGGGAUGGGGAGCCAUUCCCUGAGGGUCUGUGCUGGAAGUACAUCCUCCGCAUCGUCUCUUGGGCGCGCAAGUACGGCCUCCGCAUCAACAUCGACCUGCACACCGUCCCCGGCUCGCAGAACGGCUACAACCACUCCGGCAAGCUCGGCCAGGUCAACUUCCUGCGCGGCUCCAUGGGCCUCGCGAACGCGCAGCGCUUCCUCGAGUACGUGCGCGUCUUCGCCGAGUUCUUCGCGCAGGACGAGUACCGCGACGUCGUCACCAUGUUCGGCAUGAUCAACGAGCCGCUCCUGGCGCAGAUCGGCCGCGACGCGCUGAACAGCUUCUACUUGGAGGCGUACAACACAAUUCGCGCGAUCACGGGCACUGGCGAGGGGCAUGGGCCGUACUUGGUGAUUGGGGAUGGGUUUGGCGGAUUGCAGAGCUGGGUGAGGACCUUCGAGGGCGCAGACCGAUUGGUGUUGGACCAGCACCCCUACAUCGCGUUCGACGGCAGCCCGAACAACGAGCCCAUCGCGACGGGCACCGAUCUCACGGACGCGGGUGGCCACUGGCCACUCGAAGCUUGCAAUCGUUGGGGCGCAAACUCAAACCAAUCUAAUGCCAACUUCGGCGUGACCGUCGCCGGCGAGUUCAGUUGCGGGUACAACGACUGUGGCCUCUACGCGCGCGGCGUCGGCAACGGCGCCAUGUACGGCGGCGACUGCAGCCUCUUCGAGGACGCCAGCCAGUGGAACGCGACCAUGAAAGCUGGCCUCAAGACCUUCAUCAUGGCGAGCAUGGAUGCGCUCAACGACUGGUUCUUCUGGACGUGGAAGAUCGGCAACUCGUCCGCGGGCAUCGUUGAGGCGCCCCUCUGGUCGUACUCGCUCGGGCUGCAGGAGGGGUACAUCCCGCGUGACCCCAGGCAGGCGCGUGGUGUGUGCGACGUGCUGGGCGGGGAGCGGCAGCCGUUUGAUGGGGAAUAUGCGCCGUGGGCGACGGGAGGCGCUGGGGCGGGGGAGCUGGCGGCGACCUACCCGUGGCCGCCGGCGACGAUCAAUGCGGUGGAUGGCGCACAGGCGCCCGCGACGGCGCUGCCGACCUAUACGGCGACGGGAGCAGUGCCGACGCUGCCCGUGACCGCGACGUUCUCGGACGCGCGCAGUAUCGGCGGUGACGGCGCAGGGAGUGGGUGGUAUGCGACGCAGGAUAAUGCACCGGCGGUGACGCCUGUCGCUGGCUGCGAGUAUCCGGACUCUUGGGACGCUCUGGACGUACCUUUGCCUGCGACGACAUGCACGUAGUUCAUGACUUGUGGAAUGGAUCUGUAUGUAUUGGACUACUUCCCCAACUGAUGUGUGUGGCUCAUGACGAUUGUGUCGUACGCUGGCAGCUUCGUCUGGAAUACCCAUCUUUUACUGUAUUAUUGAUCAGGCAGCUGCAGGUGUUGACGUUCAGCGCCAUAAUAUCCUCUUUGAAGGCUUGUGGGCUAAGAUAGCUACGACAAAUUAUCUGCUGG